Molecule: messenger RNA, 2561 nt
Organism: Patiria miniata (bat star)
Lineage: Eukaryota; Metazoa; Echinodermata; Asteroidea; Valvatida; Asterinidae
Product: glycoprotein endo-alpha-1,2-mannosidase-like
Exons: 4
Coding region: 257-1645 (462 amino acids)
Cellular component (GO): Golgi apparatus
Molecular function (GO): alpha-mannosidase activity
Source: RefSeq, a predicted model, not a curated record
AAAUGAGGGCGCCCUAUCUAGGGAAGCGAAAAAUCCGAAAAUGGGUUUGAUGGGCGCAAUUGACCCUGCAUGCAGAGAGGACCAGGAGGCAUUAUGACGCAUCUUCAGUGAAAAGCUCAUGAAAUUCGUUGUGUAACACAUGAAGAUUCAAAGAAAGCAUCUCUGGGUGAAACUCGACCCGUUCAUAAGAUGCCAACAUGCCUCCACAUUGUAGUUCUAGCUCCUCACCAACCAAUAGUAUGCCGCAAUCUCAGAGAUGAUCUCAAGACGUUCCCUGCGUUCGCUGAGACUCAUCUCGGCCUGUAUCUUCAUCGCCUUCAUCAUCGGAUGCUACCUUGCUCUCAGGAGCCUCACCAAGGAAGAAACCAGAAAAGAUGAUGAUUUCAAGAGACUGCAGGCACUCCAGAAAGAAAGCCUCAAAAAGCUUGCGGAGUUGAAAGCGGCAAAACUCAGACUCAAUCAGACUUUGAAGAGAGUUCCCACGAACCAACCCAUCCCUAAACUGAAGAAUCUGCUCAGAGGUAAAGCUGAGAAAAGACCAUUAAUUGAACGUUAUAAUGCCAGUACUUUCCCCCAACCCAGCUACGACGUCCACGCCUUCUACUAUCCGUGGUACGGCAAUCCGCAAUUCAAUGGGAAGUACCUCCACUGGAACCAUCCCAGAUUGCCUCACUGGGACAAGAAGAUCGGCAAGAGGUUCUCAACUCAAGAGCACGUCCCUCCAGAUGAUAUAGGAGCGAGCUUCUAUCCAGAGCUUGGAUGUUAUAGCUCUAGGGAUCCCAGCGCGAUUGAGAUUCACAUGCAGCAGUUGCGAACGGCUGGCAUUGGUGUGUUAGUGUUGUCAUGGUACCCACCAGACAGAUCUGAUGAGAAUGGUGCCCCUAGUGAUGAUCUGGUUCCCCUCCUCCUGGAUGCCUGCCAAAAGUAUAACCUCAAGCUGGCCUUUCACAGUGAGCCUUACAAAAACCGGUCUGAGAUGACUUUCGUCAACGAUCUGAAGUACAUCGUUGAUACUUACGGCAACCACCCCGCCUUGUACAGAUACCACCACAAGGGCAGAGAACUGCCUCUCGUUUACCUCUACGACUCGUAUCUGACCACCUCCAGGGCCUGGGCUCGCAUCCUCAAGAAGAAUGCCCCCCACAGCAUCCGCGGAACUAAAUACGACGCUGUCGUCAUCGGCCUGUACGUCGAGCAGAAACACAAUAAUGACUUACUCGUCGGCGGUUUCGACGGCUUCUACACCUACUUCGCGGCAAACAAGUUCUCUUUCGCCUCCCGCUGGAUGAACUGGAGAUUCCUGGCGAAGUUUGCCAAGCAGAACUCGAUGAUUUUCAUCCCUAGUGUCGGGCCGGGCUACGACGACAUCAAGGUCAGACCCUGGAAUGGGCUCAACACCCACCUGCGCAGAGACGGCGAGUACUACAAAGAUUCCUUUGCAGCUGCCAUGAAUCAGACUCCACCUGUUAUCUCUAUAACAUCUUUCAACGAGUGGCAUGAGGGAACGCAGAUCGAGAGCGCCAUUCCCAAACCCAGCAGGAGCCACAGGUACUUUGAUUAUCUCCCCAACGAUCCAGACUACUACUUGACUCUUACUAGACAAUUGAUAGAGAAGUUUACGACCAGGAAAGCGUUAUCACCUUGAGACCAGUGCGUCUUAAGACGCAUCGUUGGAAAUUUCCGUUAGUAGUUCGUUUUUUUAUUCCGCAAAGCGCGCUCAAGCUUUGGCACGACACACGCGCGCGCCAAUCUCCAUAAAAGGAGUUGUUUACGACUUACGCGUGAGCUUUACACUCCAGUUAUAUAGCUAGAGGGGUGUUUUGCAAAAAACCAUGAGGUGAAAUUGUUGAAAAAAAUCGUUGGAAAUUUUUAAUUUUUGACUUGUUUUGACUUUUGUGGACCGAAAAGUUUGAUUUUGUUACCGAAAAGGUAUUUAUGAAUUGGAAUAAAUAUUUGCUUGGUUGGGUAGUCUAGAUGCAGAUAAUUAUCAGCAUCCAGACUCCAACCGGUCUUAAACAAAGUGUUUAAAACCUCCCAAGCACACAUUUAUUCCCUUAGUAUCCAUGUAACUUUACAGCACGUGCACCGUAGAUAAGUAAGAACAUGCAAUUUUUUUAAACUUUUUGAUUAUUUUUCAAAUCAGCACAUACUGCAUAAUUGUAUACAUUGAACAUUUUGUUGGAUUUAAAUAAUAUAUUUAAAUUGCCCAUGCAGGCGUGCACAUAUCUUAUGUGCAGUCGAAUCUCGUUAGUACAAACUCUGUUAAUACAAAAUACUGGUUAUAAACAAACAUAAAGCCUCAGUCCCGACUGUGCAUUUAUGUGCACAAUGAAUGGGACUGAUGGUCCUCUUAAUACAAAAUUCUGAUAUAACAAACAAUUUGGCUAGGUCCGAACGAGUGUGUUAUAACGAGACUCGACUGUAUCAAAAUUGCCUGUACACAUAUUUUGUGUAUUUGGAAAUCAGUCCUGAAUUAUAAGUACCUUGAAAAUGCAAUUUUAAAAGGUAAUUUAAUGAUUCUUCAAUGAGUGACAAAGAAUAAAGGAUAUUGAUGAGAUUUC